Pelmatolapia mariae (spotted tilapia) is the source of this 1357-nucleotide messenger RNA. It is a transcript of the gene gtf2e2, whose product is annotated as general transcription factor IIE, polypeptide 2, beta. The transcript has 8 exons. Lineage: Eukaryota; Metazoa; Chordata; Actinopteri; Cichliformes; Cichlidae. The record is from RefSeq and is a predicted model, not a curated record. Gene Ontology annotation, biological process: transcription initiation at RNA polymerase II promoter. Gene Ontology annotation, molecular function: TFIIH-class transcription factor complex binding. Bases 185 to 1045 code for a protein of 286 amino acids. Gene Ontology annotation, cellular component: transcription factor TFIIE complex.
CUAGAAACGGAAGUGCAGCAUGAGUAAAAUUGUGUAUGAAGUUUACUUGUGUUGUCUCCGAAGGAACGACAAAAAACAGUGAUUCGGUGGAGGACGCAUUCUGUUUUACAUCUACAGCAUAUAGUUAGUCCUCUUGGACUAACCCUCUUCUUUCUCUGAGUGAGAACAGGAACAAAGUGUCAGGAUGGAUCCUGCUCUACUGAGAGAAAGGGAGCUUUUUAAGAAAAGGGCACUUUCCACCCCAACUGUAGAGAAGAGACAGGCUGCGUCAGACUCUGGAUCACACAAAAAGAAGAAACCCAAAGUUGACAAGGAGAGCUCCUCUAGUUCCAAACUCAGUAGUGAAUCUAAUGGCAGCUUCAACAUUAAGGCGAGCUCUGGGUACAAGUUCGGUUGCCUGGCCAAGAUAGUAAAUUACAUGAAGACGAGGCAUCAGAAUGGGGACACGCACUUCCUGACCUUAGAUGAGAUUCUCGAUGAGACCAAACUUCUUGACAUAAGCAUGAAGCAGAAACAGUGGCUCAUGAAUGAGGCCUUGGUCAGUAAUCCAAAAAUUGAAGUCCGGGAUGGAACCUAUGGCUUCAAGCCUAAAUACAACCUGAAGGACAAGAAAGCCUUACUGAGGCUACUGGAUAAACACGACCAACUGGGCCUGGGAGGAGUCUUACUAGAAGAUGUAGAGGAAGGGCUACCCAAUUCAGCCAAGGCCAUCAAGGCUUUGGGGGAUCAGAUCAUCUUUGUCACAAGACCAGACAAGAAAAAGAUCUUGUUCUACAACGACAAGCAUUGCCAGUUUUUGGUAGAUGAAGAAUUUCAGAAGCUGUGGAGGAGUGUUCCAGUUGACUCUAUAGAUGAGGACAAGAUUGAAGAGUACCUGAAGAAACAAGGCAUUUCCUCCAUGCAAGAAACGGGACCAAAGAAAGUGUUACCAAUUCAAAAGAGAAAGAAGCAAGCCGGACAGAGGAAGAGACACUUCAAGACGCACAACAACCAUUUGGCUGGAUUACUGGAGGAUUACUCAGAUGGCGUGCCUGUAAAGAAGUGAAAUAUAUUCAUUCAGUCCCAUAUGUAACACAAAUGCAUGGAGAUGGUUAUUCUAGACUGACUAUAACAUAAAAACUGCUGAUGAAUGUUAUUUCAAAAAAUUAGCUGUUUUUUUCCCCCCUUUCUUUGCAUUCCUCUCAACAAUCUCUGGUUUUACGUUACAUGGAGUCAGUAGUUGCUGUGUUGUGGAAACCUUUUGAGUAUAAAUCAGUGAAGGACAUGAAUACUUGGAUCAUUAGGAUAGCCGGCGCCCUCACCAAUUAAAGGGGAAACCACAACUUCACUGUUAAAGUAAAUAAGGUUGAAUUGUGUA